This is a messenger RNA of Clunio marinus, 183 nucleotides long. NCBI's taxonomy places the organism in Eukaryota, Metazoa, Arthropoda, Insecta, Diptera, Chironomidae. The record is from the annotation of a GenBank genome assembly.
AUGAGGCUAAGACUCGCUACAUUCGUCGCUACCGCUUCAUUCCUUUCCACAAUGCUGAAAGUCAGCAACAUGUGUGUGAAGAGAUUUAUGGAAAUUUGUGACAACAAGAUCAUCACAUACAAUGGAACAACUCAACUCAAAGUGGUACACAAAACCAGUGGACAAUUGUCCAUUCGAAUGUGA